UCCUCUAAUUUGUCUACUAAAAAUUUGCUGAAGCAAAAGCUAGCUGCAGUCAUGUUUGGGUGCACGCACAGAACAAUCAAUGAAUGUCUAUCUAAACUACUCUUUGGUUUACCGGCUGGGCACUUUGUAUAUGUGAGGAAUGUUGCACCUGGCUUACCAGUAUUUCUGUUCAACUAUAGUGACAGGAAGCUAUAUGGUAUCUUUGAGGCUACUACUCAUGGCCAAAUGAAUAUAGACCCAUAUGGAUGGACCGCUGAUAGGUCAGAGAGGACCAUUUUCCUGUAUUUUUGGGUGUGUGUUCGGCAGCAGUGCCGACCCCUGCUUGAAAAUCAGUAUAAACCAAUACUUGAUAAGAACUACUUCCAAGCACAUCAUUUCUGGUUUGAGCUUGACCAUGAUCAAACACAAAAGCUGCUGUCUCUGCUAGCACCAUUGACAAUUUCUCGAGGUAAACCAACAGCACAGAAUAUAGUGAUGAGAGAAACUGAUCGUCGAGGUCUUCCAUCAUGUAGUACAAUACAGAAAACUGAAUUGCCUAAGCCAUCCACUUCAGAGGCUGAGAAUUCUACUCCUGUACCCAAUUGGGACACUGAUUUUCCUGCUCUUCCAAGUCAGAGUACGAUACAGAAAGCUGAAACUCUUAAACCACCCACUUCAGGAGCUGAGAAUCUGACCACUGCAACUACAAUGAACUGGGAAGCAGAAUCUCCUGCUCUUCCAUCAUGUAAGACAAUGCAGAAGAAAGCUGUAUUGUGUCAUGCACCCUCUUCUGCAACUUCUGUACCACAGAAUAGAGAGGAGCUCGAAACUGAUGCUCCAGCUCUUCCCUCAAGUAGCACAAUUGAGGAACCUGUUUGUGAUUACCAACUUACUUCAGAGGUUGAGCAUUUGAGCAGUUCAAGUCAGAAUGGGGAUUCAAAAUAUGCUACAGUUCAGAAUACAGUGAAGUGGGAAGUUGAUUUUCCAGAUUUUCCCUCACUUAGUGCAAUUCAUGAGCCUGAAUGUUCAAGUCUGAAAUUGGAUUCUGUACCUUUGUUUGGAACCUACAGUUCAUUCCAACCUCUAUCAGAUGUAAAGAAGCCUGAACAGGAGGAGUUUCAACUCAUAUACACAAAACUGAAGAAGUUAACUCUCCAACGAAAUCUCCACAAUGAAUUUCAAAACACACCUUUGGCCAGAGAUGUGGCAGAUAGUUGGGCAGAGAGUCCAUACUCCCAGUCUGACCAGAAGAGUGGAGAGAGUUCUUGCUACAAUUAUGCACGGAGUCCUGGCUCCAUGUUUUAUCCGUGGAUAAUUGCUGAGUUGCUUCAAGAGGUGAAAGAGCUGCAGGCCUUUAGGACUGCACAGACUGAGAAGAUGAGCAAUUUGGAGAAUCAGCUGGUGCAGGCACGCCUUGAGAUUCAACAGUUAAAAGACUUCAUUAUCGAUGUAGCUUGAGUCUACACCCUCCAUAGCAUAGAUUGAUCGGAAUUCAGAGUUUCAGACUGACAUUACCGUAACACUGCUGGUGCGAGAUGACUAAAUCACACUGCAAAGUUCCUAGACUCACCGGUGCCACUACAAUGACUGUACUGCUCCUGUUUUGUGGCCUGUAUAUCGUCUAAAACCUUCCAGGAAGCUUUAGAAUUGUUAUGUUGCAAAAUGACUUGGUUUGUCUAGGCUAGCUUGUAGAUGAUGGCAGAAGUUUUCCUUGUUAUGCUAAUGUAGA
Molecule: messenger RNA, 1708 nt
Organism: Argentina anserina (silverweed cinquefoil)
Lineage: Eukaryota; Viridiplantae; Streptophyta; Magnoliopsida; Rosales; Rosaceae
Exons: 6
Biological process (GO): response to endoplasmic reticulum stress
Source: RefSeq, a predicted model, not a curated record